Staurois parvus is the source of this 342-nucleotide messenger RNA. The record is from the annotation of a GenBank genome assembly. NCBI's taxonomy places the organism in Eukaryota, Metazoa, Chordata, Amphibia, Anura, Ranidae.
AUGAAAAACACGGGACGUUUCACAGUAAAACAAUUACACAGAGUAAACCGAAAAAACCGAAAAAACUGACGCGCCAAAGUAACCUUGUUGUUGCUGACGCAAAAAAUAAACACUCCUCACAUCUGCGCUAAACGAUGACGCCACGUUAUACACGCAAUCUUUUACUGCAACCACUGCAACCUAGAACCGUUUACACAAAAAGUCUGCUGGACGUGAAACCGCGACACAGCAGCUUAAAACAAACCCGCUUUACAAUAAGGAACUACUUUUAACAGGAAAAACACAAGAAAAACAUAAUCACUAUACAAGAAAUCUAUGUGCAAAAACCCAGACUUCACCGCG